Molecule: messenger RNA, 2902 nt
Organism: Truncatella angustata
Lineage: Eukaryota; Fungi; Ascomycota; Sordariomycetes; Amphisphaeriales; Sporocadaceae
Exons: 2
Coding region: 468-2588 (706 amino acids)
Source: RefSeq, a predicted model, not a curated record
GCUGAAAUUAACUGCAGGCAUUACCGAUAUCCUUGCUCGCCGUCAGCGGCGUUUUCCGAAGUGUGAAAGAACUUGCGAAGUGGCAUGUAUCAAAGUUUUAGCGAGCCUAUCAGCUGAACCAGCUGUGUGGGAGCGUCUCAGCCGCAUUGUCCCCUAUCGAGUCGGACCAAAUGGUGCAAAACCCAGAUGACCCUCCAAACCACCACGAGGCUGUGCGCGUAGGGUUUUGCUAUCUUCCUCAUCUGCUGCCCGCUUCUUGUGCUGUAAUGCUUGCCUGCUGGUCUCGAGCGUAUUUUCUCCAAAAGUCCGCAACUGACGAGGGGCUAGAUUGAUCCGGAAGCAUUCCACCCAUUGGUUUCAUGUCCUAAUAUCAGAUUGGUCUGUCUCAGUCCUUGGAAUAUUAAUCGAUAGACCUUGUAGGGCAAACUUCUGGAAAGUUAUAGAAACUUGGCUGCGGUUCUAUCGGGAUGGCUGACGAUGACACUUCCGAACUUGCAGUUGCUGCCGUUGCCCUGGUUGUUGCUUGCGUCGCAUUACUUGCGGCAGUUGUUCAGUUAAUACAAAGUAUUUAUGCGACUGGCAAGGGCCUACCCAACCUUGAUGAGCGGGUGAUGGGAGAAUGGGCUAAAUUCAGUGGAGUCUGGUUUAAGUGGUGGCAAUUGAGACUUGAAGUCGACUUUGAAGCACCCGUCAUUUUCCUUGCGCCCGCUCGUAAUACAAGGGGCCCAGUCAAAGACGCUGAUAUAUGGUAUGCAAGAGGCUGUCCAAAGAGCUUCAAGGACUUCGGAGUCAAAGAUAGUAACGACGAUGAUCAAUCUCCAAAACGCGAGAGAGUCCAUACAGUCGAUAAUGAGCUUGCAACAUGGGUUACCUUACUGGAGGCUAUUCAGAAGAUGGAGAAGUUAUCCAGGCGUUGGGAAGACAAGCAAUGGUUGGACUCCCGGACAAGAAAUUCCCAAGUCACGCGACCAGAAUUGAAGGAGCACACCAUCACCCUUGCUGUGGGCAUGCAAAGAAAGAAACGCAGCUUCGAUGCAGUGCCCACAGUCAAGAGGCCGUACGCUACAACUACCAUUUGUCACCUAGUCGAAUUGGCUGCCGUGCUCGGGUUAUAUUGGAAAGAAUUCAAUCGAGACCAGAACAAGUAUCGUGCUGAAGGUAAUGGGUACAGCCUCUUGGGCAAUAGGGUUGACGACUUCGGUAUCGUUUUCGUAUUUGAAAAGACCGGUUGGGCUUCUUUCAAGGACACCAGGAUUAUUCCAACGCACGAAGUCAAGGAACUCUGUUUUGGCAAUGUCCCGACAUUCUAUCGAGAGAAUAAUCUAGAUGCCGAUGAUGAAUGGGCGUCCCAUAUGAUAGAACAGAAGUCUCUCAAAACCUUACAGCUCGGCAGCCGGCAAGAGAUCGCGGAUACGUUGAGCUUGAUCGGAUGUAACACCAAAACGAUAUUAAACUUUCAGAAGGAAGACCCAAAGCAGAUGACCCACCUAUUUCCAGUCACGUUCGAAAUCGUCGGAAUGCUCGGCCGCACAUUGCAUGUUAAAGGUCGGCCAUUCCGUUAUCUGCCCAACCCAACAUCAGUGGCCUGGAAUUCGCAAAGAUUCAGUCUCCGGAGAAUGUUACGCGAGUUCGAGCGAAACUUGAGCCACGGAAUAAAUGGUCGAUCCGAAACACACCAUUCAUUCACGAGUGAUCUUCAGCGGAUUCAAGCUCUGGCGAGUAAAUUGCAGCGCAAUCUCCCCGAUCAGAUGGACCAAUUUAUGCCAGAGCACCUAGAUGAGAUACAUGGCGCAAUUGAUGAAACCGACAGAAUGCUUUCCGAGGAUAGUAAGGAUAAAUCUGUGGUUCUCGAUGUGCUACGUCGGCAUGUCCAGGAGGUGAUACAGGCAAUCAACUCGAAAGUCGACCCAACCAACAUGGACCAGCUCAGCUCGCCGAUAUUGUCUCGUCCUUCUUCGUUUGAUGAUCUGCUCAACGUGCCACCAGAGAAGCGAGAGGAGGUGCUGAUGAAAAAGUAUUUCAAUGAAAUCCGAUUGCGAGUCGUUGUCAUUGGCUCAACUUCUGGGCAUGAUGACCACGACGCAAUCGAGGCUUCACUACAUAUACAUGCCAACAGCCCGCAGCAGAGAAAGCAGAUUCGCGAUGAAUUUUCCCAGACUGAAUUGCAGCAGCAGCUACAGCAACCCCAAGAGAUUACCCAAGCUCGGCCGGGAAGCAUCGCCGAUAGCGUCGGUGGUCAACACCAAAUCUCGGAUCUUCACAAAUCCAAUGAUGGUGAUUCUGCUAUAUCGCCCCCGACUUCUCAGAAAUCGCGCUUUUCCACCGUAGGCCCGCCACAUCCAAUCCGUACGAACACCGUAGGCCUCGGGCUAGGAAGCCGAGCAAGUACAAUACCUCGACAUAACGCUCGUGCGAGAACGUGGGAUUCUGUUGAAAGCGAAUUUUAUGAGCCGCGACGUAGCGAUAUUUGGUGUACACUGGUGUUUCGAAUGUUGUGUUGGCUACUCCUGCAUGAUUUUGACAAGCAUGAUGUACAACUUAGCAAAAGUGAGUUGAUGGGAAGUCGACUACCAGUAUACGUGAUGUGAGUUCAGGUCAUGGUGUCUAGGUAUAGGAGGACAUUGGCAAGGUUUGAGGUGUGGUUGUAUAUUCGUCUAGACUAUAGAACUUUGUUUCGUCCGUGAAGUAGAUAUUUGAUAUUCUUGGAAAUUCAGCUGAUAUCAUGUGCGAACGGCCAAAGUCAGAAAUUUGAUUUGCUUUUCGACUUUAUGCUGCUUGCACUCACUCAUAUUGGUCAGAUUGCCAAUGCCCAUGUCAAUUUUGGGCAAAAAGAGAGAAGGGAACAGCAGAUGAUACACUGAGAGGCUCAAUAGGAUAAAAGCAGUUGCCACGAUAGCAGACC